Molecule: messenger RNA, 1345 nt
Organism: Panicum hallii
Lineage: Eukaryota; Viridiplantae; Streptophyta; Magnoliopsida; Poales; Poaceae
Product: pirin-like protein
Exons: 8
Coding region: 90-1178 (362 amino acids)
Source: RefSeq, a predicted model, not a curated record
CCACCGCCUCCGUUGUUCGUUUGCUCCACGGGACGGCCGGCGCAGCAAUUCUUUCUUCCGUACACACACCAUAUAUAUCCGCCGCCGCAAUGUCUGCCGCCACCGCUUGCAUGCCCCUGGUCCCUCCGCCUCCGUCGUCUCCUAUCCACGGAUCGACCGGAAAGCCGGCAAUGGCGGCCACCGAGCUCGCCGAGAGGCGGAAGCCCGGUGGCAUGGAGACUACCAUUACUGAGAGCCAUGGCAGCGAGGAGCGGCGUGCCGAGGGCAACGGCGACGGCGAGGUGAAGAUGAGCGAGCCGCGGGCGGUGGUGCGGACGCUGACGUGCGAGCGCAAGCCCUACGUGGAGGGCUUCGCGCUCUGGCGGAGCAUCGGCAGGCCUGAGCUUCCGGAGUUGGAUCCGAUCCUGUCCUUGGACGAGUUCGAGUUUUCUGCACCAGCUGCCUUUCCUGACCAUCCCCACCGAGGAUUUGAGAACGUCACCUAUAUGCUCGAGGGAGGCGUCAGUUACCAUGACUUUUCAGGCCACAAGGGCACCAUCAACGCAGGAGAUGUUCAGUGGCUGACGGCGGGGCGCGGCGUCGUGCACGCGGAGGUGCCCGCCGGCAAUGGCGUGCAGCGGGGCAUCAACAUCUGGGUCAACCUCUCCGCCAGCGACAAGAUGGUGGAGCCGAGGUACCAGGACCUGGCGAGCAACGGCAUCCCCACCGCCGCCACAGGCGGCGGCGGCGUCUCCGUCAAGGUCAUCGCGGGCGAGUGCCUGGGCGCGCGCUCGCCGCUGCGGCCGCGCACCCCGGCGCUGUGCCUCGACGUCGCCCUGCGGCCCGGCGCGCGCCUGCGCCAGCCCGUCCCGCGCGGGUGGAGCGCGUGCGCCUACGUCAUCGGUGGCGAGGCCGUGUUCGGCGACGCCUCCGCUGGGGCGCGCACGCUCGUUGUGUUCGGCGGCGACGGCGAUGUCAUAGACGUGAGGGCCGAGGCGGCGGGCGCGGUUGCGGGCGCGAGGGUGAUGCUGGUGGCAGCGCGGCCGCACGGCGAGGCGGUGGUGCGGGACGGCCCCUUCGUCAUGAACACCCGGGAGGAGGUGGAGCAGGCGCGGGAGGACUUCCGCCGACGCCGCAAUGGCUUCGAGAUGGCCGACGGCUGGACCUCUGACCACGCCGCCACCGCCGCCGAGCGCUGAAGAUCUAGGCGUGGAUGGCUUCUAGUUGUAGAAUUUUGCCCCCAAAGAAAUGCAGUAUAGCGUACAAAGUGUUUGUAAUAAGGUAUGAUCAAUUUGGAAUCAAUGUUCAUGAAAAUGGGUGGCCAGGAAUUGUAAUCUAGAUUCCUACAUGCGUCCCCGUUUGGCUU